GGCGGGAGCCUUGCAUUUUGCAGCGCCGGGCUCCGAGGGGGCGGGGGCCGGAGGAAGCGGAAAGCCGCGCGGAGUCGCCGGGGACCGUGGUGAACCAUGUUGAGCCCUGCCAACGGGGAGCAGAUCCACCUGGUGAACUACGUGGAGGACUACCUGGACUCCAUCGAGUCUCUGCCUUUUGAUCUGCAGAGAAACGUCUCUCUGAUGCGGGAGAUCGACGCGAAAUACCAAGAGAUCCUGAAGGAACUGGAUGAGUACUACGAGAGGUUCAAGCGGGAGGCGGACGGCGCCCAGAAGCGGAGAGCGCUGCACUGCAUCCAGCGGGCGCUGAUCCGCAGUCAGGAGCUGGGCGACGAGAAGAUCCAGCUCGUGAGUCAGAUGGUGGAGCUGGUGGAGAACCGGGCCCGGCAGGUGGACAGCCACGUGGAGCUGCUGGAGGCCCACCAGGAGGCCGCUGACGCCACGGGCCACAGCAAAGCCGGCCAGGACAAGUCCAAAAACGAGGCGAUCGCGCAGGCGGAGAAGCCCAACAACAAGAGGUCCCGGCGGCAGCGCAACAACGAGAACCGGGAGAACGCGGCUAAUAAUCACGACCACGAUGACGUCACCUCGGGGACGCCCAAGGAGAAGAAGGCCAAGGCCUCCAAGAAGAAGAAGCGCUCCAAGGCCAAAGCGGAGAGGGAGGCGUCGCCCGCCGACCUGCCCAUCGACCCGAACGAGCCCACGUACUGUCUCUGCAACCAGGUCUCCUACGGGGAGAUGAUCGGCUGCGACAACGACGAGUGCCCCAUCGAGUGGUUCCACUUCUCCUGCGUGGGGCUGAGCCACAAGCCCAAGGGCAAGUGGUACUGCCCCAAGUGCCGGGGCGAGAGCGAGAAGACCAUGGACAAGGCCCUGGAGAAGUCCAAACGGGAGCGGGCCUACAACAGGUAGUGGCGGGCCUGCUGGACCCAGGCGGCCGCAAGCCGCGUAUUUAUUGCGUCGCCACCGGGCGGGCGGGCGCAGGGAUGCACCUGUGGACGGAGGAGGCGCUGUCCUCUGUCGGGCGCCGGGCGUCUCUGCUGUCCGGAGGUGCACACGUGUAACAGGAAGGUGGUCUAUGGAUCAGCGUUUGAGAAACUGCAAAUAUAGGUUUGAAUGAAACACCCAAGUCAGUCUCUGAUUUUUUUGUCGUUGGGGGUUGGGGCGUCUUGGCAGCAACCUCACGCGUUAGAUGUGGGAAGAAGAGAGUCCAUCUCGCCACUGUUCUAUCUGAAUAAAAAUGUGACUACUUCAUGAACACAUUCUUUUAAAAAAGUUAGCCAAGUUGAUAAAAACAUGGCCUGUGGCCUGUUCGUUCCCGCUGUAAUAGUGUAUAUCCAUGGAACAAUUCAAUAGACAAGUUUUAACGCUUGAAAAUUGUUUUUGGAAAACACCAAACAGUUAAUUUUACCAGACAAACAUUUUAUAUCCUGGCCCAUUCCCCAGAUGGCCAUUUUUAAAUGACUGCGAACGUUUGUUUCUGAACCAAACCGGAGAGGUCCAGCUUCAGAGCACGCUUUUGCUAUCACAAAUACCCGGGUAGCUAUCUCUAACUUACAGGAAUUGUACCGAUGAGGGUUUUCAAGUGGACCUGGCACUUCCUGUAUUGUGAUCAGAAGUGCAACCAGAUGCCACCACAUGCAGGAGACCGCUGCAGACAUGACGUGAGGAAAUAAAUGCGACUUGGCCAGUUUGUUCAUCUACCAGUAUCUUUAAUCUUGACAUAAGUACGUGUUACAUUUUUGUCUUAAAAACGUGUACACCAGCAGACAAAGCCUUAAGAAAAUUUUGUAUUAUUGUUCUCACGUAAUCAAGUAGAAGUUGCCCUAACUGCCAGGAGAAAAAUAAGGGUUAAAAUAGGAGCGUAUGUUUAGACCAGGAGUUGGGAAAUGACUGCCCACAGACCAAAUGCCGCCCACCACCUGCUCUUGUAUGGUGUGUGCGCCGAGGAUGAUCUUC
This is a messenger RNA of Budorcas taxicolor (takin), 1980 nucleotides long. It is a transcript of the gene ING1, whose product is annotated as inhibitor of growth family member 1. Bases 97 to 933 code for a protein of 278 amino acids. Lineage: Eukaryota; Metazoa; Chordata; Mammalia; Artiodactyla; Bovidae. The transcript is spliced from 2 exons. Gene Ontology annotation, biological process: positive regulation of DNA-templated transcription. Gene Ontology annotation, cellular component: nucleus. The record is from RefSeq and is a predicted model, not a curated record.